Prunus armeniaca (apricot) is the source of this 393-nucleotide messenger RNA. The record is from the annotation of a GenBank genome assembly. NCBI's taxonomy places the organism in Eukaryota, Viridiplantae, Streptophyta, Magnoliopsida, Rosales, Rosaceae.
AUGGAGGGAGAGCCCUACGACGUCGUCCCGUGCUCUUCCGUCGCCGUCGAUUCUAUCCUCCGCAUCGGAACGGCUGGUGCAAUUUGGGGUUUGUGUUCCGCUCCCCACGAGGCUCGUAAACAAGGCCUAGGAGGAGUAGCUCAGGCCGCUUUUGUGGCGAGGUCGGCUAGCUCGUGUGGCUUUCAAUAUGGACUUGUUGCUGGAAUCUGUACUGCUACUCACUGUGGGCUUCAAAGAUAUCGGGGAAAGAGUGAUUGGGUGAAUGGUCUGAUUGCUGGUGCUGUGGCAGGGGGAGCCAUUGCUGCUAUGACACGAAGCUGGACACAGGUGGUUCCUAUGGCUUGUCUGGUUUCUGCCUUCAAAGUUGCCACUGACUAUGCUAGAACAACUUGA